ACUUACUACUUUAUAGUUUAUAGUUAUACUUUAAAGUCUUAACUCUUAACGUCUGUGUUAUUGCGAAGGAAAUAUAAAUUCUUAUAAUAAGUAACAUUAAUGAAUAAAAGUACUAUUGUAAAUUUGGACUCGGUGAACACUGAAGUAGUCGUUUCCCAUUUCCCUCAGUGAAGCGAGAAAUCGCUGAGAGGCCGAUAUAUUUAAUAUUGUUUAACACGCGGUAACUAAUUCAAUAUGAGUGAGUCGGAAGCUAAUGUUAAUCCUAAAGCUUACCCAUUAGCAGAUGCAGCUCUGACUGCAAAAAUUUUAAAUCUGGUACAACAAGCGGCAAAUUAUAAACAGCUCCGUAAAGGUGCUAAUGAAGCUACUAAAACUCUAAACAGGGGUCUCUCGGAGUUUAUAAUAAUGGCAGCAGAUGCAGAACCCUUAGAAAUUGUUUUGCAUAUUCCAAUAUUAUGUGAAGAUAAAAAUGUUCCGUAUGUGUUUGUAAGGUCGAAGCAAGCUUUGGGGCGCGCAUGUGGUGUAUCUCGUCCCAUUAUAUCUUGCUCAAUUACCAUUAACGAGGGCUCUCAAUUAAAGCCACAAAUACAAAGCAUUCAACAAGAAAUUGAAAGACUUUUAGUUUAAGAUGUAUGUGUACAGCUUAUUUUUUAAUACAAAGUAUCAAAUAAA
Molecule: messenger RNA, 672 nt
Organism: Pieris napi
Lineage: Eukaryota; Metazoa; Arthropoda; Insecta; Lepidoptera; Pieridae
Gene: hoip
Product: NHP2-like protein 1
Exons: 2
Coding region: 235-627 (130 amino acids)
Biological process (GO): mRNA splicing, via spliceosome; maturation of SSU-rRNA; ribosome biogenesis
Cellular component (GO): U4/U6 x U5 tri-snRNP complex; box C/D methylation guide snoRNP complex; nucleolus
Molecular function (GO): RNA binding
Source: RefSeq, a predicted model, not a curated record